AUGCAGUUUACUACUAUCGUCGCUCUCCUUGCUUCCAGCGUUGCAGUCAAUGCCAUGCCAGGUGGUGGUGGCUGGGGCAAAACAACUUCCAGCUGCAUUACCAAGUCCACCUGCUCCGUGGCCACAGUUCCCUGGACUUCGGUCAUCACCAAGCCCGAGACCUCAGUCUCCACUUGUGUGACCAGCUCCCCAGUUACCCACACGACUGCUGAGAGUAGCGUUUACACGACCACCGAAUCCACCAACUCGGUCGGCUCGUCCCAACAGACGAUCUGGAGUACCGUCACCGAGACCAAUGUCUGGACGACCUGGACUGAGGUCUGCACCAAGCAACCAGUGGUCAAGACGAACACCUGGGUCAAGACCAAGCCUGUGGUCACCAAUGUCCCCUUCACUUCCACAGUCUAUGUGACUGAGACCAAGACUACCCAAGUCCCCAAGACUUACACCGACUACUCUGCCACAACCGACUACACGACCAUCACCAUUCAGAAGCCUUACACCACUACUGGCUACAGCACUGAGAGCAAGUGCAAGAGCACCACUUCUUGGUCUACCUGGGGUUGGUAA
Molecule: messenger RNA, 570 nt
Organism: Aureobasidium uvarum
Lineage: Eukaryota; Fungi; Ascomycota; Dothideomycetes; Dothideales; Saccotheciaceae
Source: the annotation of a GenBank genome assembly